AUGGAGGAUGAGGACGAGGCUCUCCCCAUCUGUCAGACCGGGGAUGUCCUAAGUGCAAGAUAUGAGGUUGUUGGUUUCUUGGGUGAAGGCACUUUUGGACAAGUAGUGCAAUGCACCGAUCACCAAGACAAUGGCAGGAACGUGGCUGUGAAAAUAGUCAAAGACACUGUUGCGCACUCCGAGGCAGCUUAUGCAGAGGUGCAAGUGCUGGACUCUUUAAAGGCACUGGACCCCAGCAGCACACAGCACUGUGUCCAGAUGUUAGACUGGUUCGAGUACCAGGGCCAUGUCUGCAUCGUUUUUGAGCUGCUAGGGCCCAGCACUUACACCUUCCUCAAAGAGAAUUGCUCUCUGCCCUUCAGGCUGGAACACAUCAGGCGCAUGGCCUAUCAGAUCUGCAAAGCUGUCAGCUUUUUGCAUGUGAACAAGUUGACGCACACAGAUCUGAAGCCAGAAAACAUCUUACUCGCCUCCUCCGACUAUACAGAGGAGUACAACUCCAGCCUAAAGUGUGUGGUGCGCAGACUGAAACGCCCAGACAUCAAAGUGGCGGACUUCGGGAGCACGGUGCUUGUCCAUGAGCCUUGCUGCUAUCCGGUCACUACAAGACCUUACAGAGCUCCUGAAGUCAUCCUAGCCCUGGGAUGGUCACAGCCGUGUGACGUUUGGAGCAUCGGAUGCAUUCUCCUUGAGUACUACCUUGGAUUCCAAGUAUUUGAGGCCCAUGAAGACAUAGAACACCUGGCAAGGAUGGAGCAAAUCCUGGGGCCUCUGCCAAAGCACAUGAUCAAGAAAACCAGGAGAGGCGACUAUUUCCAUCGUGGCCAGCUGGCAUGGGACCAACACAGCUUUGUUGGGCGCUACAUCUCAUGGCACUGUAAGCCACUGAAGGCGUUCAUGACCUGCAGCAGCGAUGAGCACUGCCACCUGUUCGACCUGAUAGAAAAGAUGCUGCAGUAUGACCCAGCCAAGCGCAUCACUUUGGAAGAAGCCCUCAAACAUCCUUUCUUCUGCCCCCUGCAAAGGGAAAAAAGGGCACUGCCUCCUGGAGCUGAGGGGGCUGAUACAGCUGUCAGUCCCCCAAAGAAGAGCAGAAGAUGCUGA
Messenger RNA from Calypte anna (Anna's hummingbird), 1104 nucleotides. RefSeq names its product dual specificity protein kinase CLK1-like. Gene Ontology annotation, molecular function: protein tyrosine kinase activity; ATP binding. Gene Ontology annotation, biological process: regulation of RNA splicing; protein phosphorylation. The transcript has 10 exons. Gene Ontology annotation, cellular component: nucleus. The record is from RefSeq and is a predicted model, not a curated record. NCBI's taxonomy places the organism in Eukaryota, Metazoa, Chordata, Aves, Apodiformes, Trochilidae. Bases 1 to 1104 code for a protein of 367 amino acids.